Daktulosphaira vitifoliae (grape phylloxera) is the source of this 1231-nucleotide messenger RNA. RefSeq lists its product as uncharacterized. The coding region runs from base 1 to 930 and encodes 309 amino acids. The record is from RefSeq and is a predicted model, not a curated record. Gene Ontology annotation, molecular function: actin binding. Lineage: Eukaryota; Metazoa; Arthropoda; Insecta; Hemiptera; Phylloxeridae. The transcript is spliced from 7 exons.
AUGGUUUAUAUGCAACCUGCCAAUUUCAAUACGCCUGAUGACAAUAUUGGUGCGAGUAAAGACUCAGCUUUAUUGAAAAAAACAUAUCCGGUAGUACAAUCCAACAGUAACACCGAUGAAAGGAGAGAUGAUGAGCUUCAAGAUUUUAAUGCAGAGUCUAUCAAUUCAAGAAAACAUUUCAAGAGUUUUCUAAAAAAAAGAAAAGUAUCAGAAAAACACGAUGGUGGGAGAAAACACAAGGUUUUACAGAAAAAAGAAGACAAAAUUCAAGAUUUAACGUCAGAAUUUAUUCAUUCAAGACAAUGUAUUUUAAAAAAUGGUAGCGUACCAGUAAAACGCGACAAUGGAAAAGAAACUAUGGCUGCCAUAAUAACAGAUUUGAAGGAGUCAAUAAAACGCGAAAUUUUAAAUGACUCAAAAUUAGAAAUCAUUAUUCGAAAUCACAUUGAAGAUUUAAUGUCCGAAAUCGUUCAGGAAAUUGUUCAGAAAUAUUUAAUGGAAUCUUCCGAUUACUUGAUAAAAAAUAUUGGUGGUCAAGAAAAACGCAAGACGGACGAAAUAAAUAUAAACAAAACAUUAACCGAGUUAAAGGAUAUACAGCAAAAUAAUGAUUUUAUUCCUUCUGCUCCACCACUUCCCCAAACUCUACCAACUCUACAAAAAACAGAAAAUAAUAUUAAAAACAAAGGUAAGGUUGAUAGACCAGCAGGUCUACCAAAAAAUCUUAUAGAGGAAAUCAAACGCGGCGUGAAAUUGAAGCCGGUGAAGCCAGUAGUUUCAGUAAUAGAAAAUCCAAAAAUAAACGAAAAUGAUUUUGAAAGAAUGAACCCAUUAGGUAUUCCAAUGUUUCGUCGGGCAAGUAUGAUGUCGAGCAGUUCUAGCUCCGAUACGUCAUCGGAAUACUUUUCUCUAGAUGAAUGGGAUAACUAAAUAAAAAUUAAUCGAAAAGUAAAGCUUGAAUAAACAAUGGCAAGUGGUAAUUAAUAAGUCAACCGCUCCUGAGCAUAGUUAGUGUGUAAUCGAAGAGUGAUCAAGAUGAGCUGAGGUUACCGGUUUGUCUAAAACGAACAGACAACCGGAUCAUACCUUGACUUUGUACUUUCUAUGUUUUUAAAACCAAUUGCUAACAGUAAUGUUGGAGGUUUUUGAGAGAAAUUUUUUAAUUAAAAACUUAAUAUUAUUAUCCAGGCUAAUAUUUUCGAAUUAUUUUUUUUUGUCUACAAUGUAUUAU